CUCCGGGAGGCUGCCUCAUGGAGCUAUGCAUCCAGCUAAGCAUCAUCAUGUUGGGGAAGCAGCUGAUCCAGAACAAUAUCUUUGAGAUUGGAGUCCCGAAGCUAAAGAAACUCUUUCGGAAGUUGAAAGAUGAGACAGAACCUGGAGAAAGUGACCCCGACCACUCAAAACGCCCAGAGCAGUGGGACCUGGACUACAGCCUCGAGCCAUACACUGGGCUGACUCCUGAAUACAUGGAAAUGAUCAUCCAGUUUGGUUUUGUCACCCUUUUUGUGGCCUCCUUCCCACUGGCACCAGUGUUUGCCCUCCUCAACAAUGUCAUCGAAGUGCGGCUGGACGCAAAAAAGUUUGUGACCGAGUUGAGACGCCCGGAUGCUGUGAGGACCAAAGACAUUGGAAUUUGGUUUGACAUUCUCUCUGGAAUUGGCAAGUUCUCUGUCAUCAUCAAUGCUUUCGUCAUCGCUGUCACCUCCGACUUUAUCCCCCGCCUAGUGUACCAGUACUCCUAUAGUCACAACGGGACUCUCCAUGGCUUUGUGAACCACACCCUCUCCUUCUUCAACGUCAGCCAGCUGAAGGAGGGAACACAGCCAGAAAACUCACAGUUCGACCAGGAGGUUCAGUUUUGCAGGUUCAAGGAUUAUCGCGAGCCACCAUGGGCCCCAAAUCCAUAUGAGUUUUCCAAGCAGUACUGGUCUGUUCUGUCAGCCCGUCUGGCCUUUGUGAUCAUCUUCCAGAACCUAGUGAUGUUCCUGAGUGUCCUCGUGGACUGGAUGAUUCCGGACAUCCCCACAGACAUCAGUGACCAGAUCAAGAAAGAGAAGAGCUUGUUGGUGGACUUCUUCCUGAAGGAGGAGCAUGAGAAGGUCAAGCUGGCCGAUGAGCCCACCCAGAGGAGCCAGGGUGGCGGAGAUCGGAGCAGGAGGAGCCGUGCAGCCAGCUCUGCACCCUCAGGCCGGAGCCAGCCAGGCAGCAUUGCAUCCUCAGGGUCCCAGCACACCAACGUGUGAGCCCACAGUUGGCAGCGGAAGAGGCAGGCAAUGGCGAAACGCAUGCGCACACCACGUGUUCCUACAGCUCCUCUUCUGCUGGGAUCUGGCCUCCUGCGAGUGUCUCCAAGAGAGAGCCACAGAAAGGAAAACAAAAAAGCAUGCAGGAGGGAAGGGAACGAUAUUGCUUCUCAGAAACUGGAAGUUUAAGUCUCUUUUAAGUCCUCUUUUGAGAUGUGUCCUUUCAGAGAGUUGGUACCCCACUGGGGUCUUUCAACCCUAGAGUUCCCUGGGGUCCCUUCUUGUGCUUCACCAUCAUUUUAGGUGAAAGAAGUAUAGUCAGGGCCCCAUCCAUCCUAGAACCCACUAUAACUGAUCACUACCCACUUCCGACUGUCACCCUAAAAGAACUUCUUGGAGACACUUGUGACUGGGGCCACUCCAAGGCAGAGCAAUUGCAAAUUAAGGUACAGGACUGAUUUCUGUGGCCACUGGACAUGAUGGUGAGGAGCAAAGGUCCUCUCUGGGCUCAUCUGAAGUCCACCUGACAAGGAUACUUGGAUACAAUGCAACCAACCACCUUUUGUGCAAGUUCAGAUUUAAAAUAAAAUAAGUGGAAAGAUUCUUUUUUAAAACACA
Molecule: messenger RNA, 1628 nt
Organism: Peromyscus leucopus (white-footed mouse)
Lineage: Eukaryota; Metazoa; Chordata; Mammalia; Rodentia; Cricetidae
Product: anoctamin-2
Exons: 7
Coding region: 18-1010 (330 amino acids)
Biological process (GO): chloride transmembrane transport
Cellular component (GO): plasma membrane
Molecular function (GO): chloride channel activity
Source: RefSeq, a predicted model, not a curated record